This is a messenger RNA of Eruca vesicaria subsp. sativa (arugula), 381 nucleotides long. The record is from the annotation of a GenBank genome assembly. NCBI's taxonomy places the organism in Eukaryota, Viridiplantae, Streptophyta, Magnoliopsida, Brassicales, Brassicaceae.
AUGCCUAACAACAUUAGAAGAGGAGAAGUUGAACUUGACGAUCAAGAAACCGGCUCUAGAAUGGGAUUAUUGAUUCGUGAAGCUCUCGCUAGCUCACAAAAUGUUCAAAAGGUUUCAGGCAGACCACCAAGAAACUUGAGGUCAGAAGAACCUGUUUUGGUCAAACAAACAAGCCCAAGUCCCAAAACGCUGCGUAAAACUGUAAGUAGCAUAGAAACAAUCAAAGAGAUUCAAGGUUAUGAUGACCAACUGGUCGAGCCACGUGUUGUGAACGGGUUGGCUACACCACCUAGGGUUCCGAAGGAUUCAAGGAAAGAGAUGAAGGAUCAGAUCAAGUUUUGGGCUCGAGCUGUAGCUAGUAAUGUCAGACAAGAGUGCUGA